Molecule: messenger RNA, 1622 nt
Organism: Equus quagga
Lineage: Eukaryota; Metazoa; Chordata; Mammalia; Perissodactyla; Equidae
Gene: PRDX6
Product: peroxiredoxin 6
Exons: 5
Coding region: 66-740 (224 amino acids)
Biological process (GO): cell redox homeostasis; cellular oxidant detoxification
Cellular component (GO): mitochondrion; cytosol
Molecular function (GO): peroxiredoxin activity
Source: RefSeq, a predicted model, not a curated record
CCCCCCGCAGCCCAGCGCCCCCGCUGCCGCCGGCACCUACAUCGCCAGACCUGUCUGCUGCCGCCAUGCCCGGAGGUCUGCUUCUCGGGGACGAGGCUCCCAACUUCGAGGCCAAUACUACUGUCGGCCGCAUCCGUUUCCACGACUACCUGGGAGACUCAUGGGGCAUUCUCUUCUCCCACCCUCGGGACUUUACCCCGGUGUGCACCACGGAACUUGGCAGAGCUGCAAAGCUGGCACCAGAAUUUGCCAAGAGGAACGUUAAGAUGAUUGCUCUCUCAAUAGACAGUGUUGAAGACCAUCUUGCCUGGAGCAAGGAUAUCAAUGCUUACAAUGGUGAUGAACCCAAAGAAACAUUACCUUUUCCCAUCAUUGAUGAUAAGAAUCGAGACCUUGCCAUCCUGUUGGGCAUGCUGGACCCAGCAGAGAAGGACGAAAAGGGCAUGCCUGUGACAGCUCGUGUGGUGUUUAUUUUUGGUCCUGAUAAAAAACUGAAGCUGUCUAUCCUCUACCCAGCUACCACUGGCAGGAACUUUGAUGAGAUUCUCAGAGUAGUUAUCUCUCUCCAGCUGACAGCGGAAAAGAGGGUUGCCACCCCGGUUGAUUGGAAGGAUGGAGAUAGCGUGAUGGUCCUUCCAACCAUCCCUGAAGAGGAAGCCAAAAAACUUUUCCCUAAAGGAGUCUUCACCAAAGAGCUCCCAUCUGGCAAAAAAUACCUCCGCUACACCCCACAGCCAUAGGUCUCUGCAAGGAGCUGGGGCUGGAGCUGCUUGCUUAGCACAGUGAGCCGGAGGAUCUCAGCUGCCAGUCCUGUUCUCCUGAGCAAUUUCAUAAAAACAUCCUGGUGCGAUCACAGCUGAGGUCUUAAGGUUGCUCUACUGCUGGCUUAUUAAAUGAAAAUGGCACUAAAAGUUUCUUGGGAUUCUUUACUCUGUGCCUCCACCAGCAUUCUAUUCUGUUCAUAUAUCUUAGCACUCUGCUGUCUCUCUCUGAAAUAUAUUCUAUAUCUGAGACUCAAAUCUGUUGGAUCUCUGCAGGGUACAAUCAGCGAGGUUGAAAAAGCCUGCUUUGCUCCAUCAUAGAAUGGUUAUAAAUUUUUCAGCUGUUCUCAUCAAAUCCUCUCUUCUGUUACCCGUUUUGGGGAGCAACGGAACUUGAGGUUCAACUUCUUCUGUAGAUGACUAAGUAUAUAAUUCAAGAACUUAGAGUAACCCAAUUGAUUUUCAGUAUUCAGUGUUUUAAUCACCGCUGGGGAAAAAACUUCAAUUCUGAACUUUUCCAGGAGAUAACUGAAGUUGGGAGUGGGGAGGUCUUGAAAAAUUUUGCUAUAAAGAAAAUUUUUCAAUAAUUUUUUAUCCAAAGAGGGAGGCUGCAGAAAAGGCUCCAUGUGUCUGCUAGGGAGGUGAACCAGAAGGUGCCAGCAAUAUGACACUGCCUUUCACACGGUAUUUCCCAGGUCAGGCUGCUCUCUGCUGAUGUGCACAGGGAAGGGGCACGCCCUGGGGAGAGAGGCGAGGAGGACUGACAAUGUUUUAUUAUAGAACUGUUCUUGCAGUGAGGGGGGUUAUUUUCUGAAUUUUGCUUUUGAGGGAUCGGUAAAUAAAUCCUUUGUUAAAACUGGA